UGGCUGCAGAGCUUGCGGGGCGUUUGAUGCACCACUAGCACUGCUGAAAGUUCGGACGGACGCACAAUCAGACCGAGAGAGGGACCGGCCAGCGGCCGCGGAGAGUGGCCCUCUCAGCCCAGGUCACCCCAGUCGGGGAGUUCUUCCUCCUGUCUUGCCGAGUGCCCUCUCCAGGCCUCUGAAGCGCAUUUCCCCACGAUCUGGACAGAGCUCAUCACGACCGGGAGCUUCUGCAGUGCCGAGGACUCAGAUCUGAGAGUCCAAACGGGGCUCUGGAGGCCUUCCUGCGAGCAGUCCGGAACACAGGGACAACCGAGGGGCAAAGGGGAGGGAGAACAGUGAGAAGAGACCCUCUCCUGGGGCUCGCCCUGCCCCUCACCAUCCAGGCUGUGCCCCAGUCUUGGGCUUGGUCAAGCACUGAUCUCUGGCUGGAAUGCACUGGCCCUGCUCCCUCCAAUCUCAAGUGUCCAGGAACCCGGUCCUGAUACCCACUGAGUUGGGUGGCUCCUUUACCCACCACAUGCCUGCCUAGGGCCAGGGCCAGCACUGACCCAUUAUGCAGCCUGCCUUACUCCACUAGGCCUGGAGCUCUGGGAGGGCAGGAGCCUGUCCACCUGCCUGCGCUGGAUCUGCCGCUCACCUCCCCGCUGCUGGCUUGCCUCCAGUCAUGGCGCCCCUGCUGGCUCUGUUCCUGGCAGCCCUGGUGGGCCUGCCUCUAGCCCAGGCUCUGGACUGCCAUGUGUGUGCCUACAAUGGAGACAAUUGCUUCAACCCCAUGCGCUGCCCGGCCAUGGUCACCUACUGCAUGACCACACGUACUUACUACACCCCAUACAAGAUGAAGGUCAGCAAGUCCUGCGUGCCCAGCUGCUUCGAGACUGUGUAUGACGGCUACUCCAAGCAUGCGUCCACCACCUCCUGCUGCCAGUAUGACCUCUGUAAUGGUGCUGGCUUGGCUGCCCCAGGGACCCUGGCCCUGGCUCCCAUUCUCCUGGCCACUCUCUGGGGCCUACUCUAAAGCCCUAGUCCCCCAGGCAGACCCACUCCAGGACAGAGCUCUCAAGAGAGAGCUGCACACUCUCACGGCACCCCCACCUGACAUUCUGCCACUCAAGACCCCCUCAGGUACACCUGGAUGCAAAGCUGUCUGCAGAAGGACUCCUGGCCUCCCGCUGCCCACAAGGCCUCACACUGAGGCCAUGGACUUUCAUUUUUAAACAGCUGCUGUGUGGGACUGGACCUCCCAGGGAUGCCUGGCCUUGAUGGACAGGCCUGGCCCUGCUUCUGUUCAGGGUCAUGGGUCUGGGAAAGGGCUAUUUAAGGGGAGGUCAGUCAACUGAGUAGUGCUGAUCUGAUGGCAGUGGGGACAGACCCCACCCUGUGUGCAGCAGGUGGUUGGUAUGCUGGAGUGGAAGGGGAGACAGGAACCCAGGGAGGGCUGUGCAGGUCCUCUUCAUCCUCCUGAGGCCAGCAGCUGCCCAGGGCAUGUGAGGGAGGCCUUUCACUGCCAGCUGUUGCAGGAACCAUGACAGGCCUGGUGUCUCCGUGACCCCCAGCACAGGAGGGGCUGCUCUGCCUGGACAGGCCAAGCAGAGAUCUGUGCCUCCUGCUCAGUCAGACCUCUUGCCCUUCCAUCCCCACCCCCACCUGGGGCUGGACAAGCUUCAUCCCUGAGGCUGGCAGGACGUGGGGGGGACGUGCUAUAUUUGGUCUAGCCUGCACUGACCAGGGCCAGGGCUAUUCUGGGCAGGGCAGGGCAGAUGGGCCCCCCAGGCCUGGGCCUCAGCCCAGUGGCCCUGGCAGGGAAAGGAAUGUGUAGCCUGGGGGAACUGGAGGACCCAAGGGGCAGUGGAGGAGGGGCAGGAAUGGGGUCUGAAGCCGUCUCCCAGGACCUGUAGCCCCUCUGCCUGCUGACUGCUCAUAGAUCUUGAGGAAAGGAAGGAGUGCCCAGGGAUUCCCCUGGGGCUGCACCUCAGCCUGAGGGUCCCUUCAACCCCAAGAGUUCUGCAAAGUCCAGAUCUGGGAGGCUGGGUUUGCCCACCAUCUGCCAUUCAAAUGUAGGGGACUGGGGAGCAUCUGUCCCUUCCAGUGAGGCCAGAUGGGGCUGGGUCUCCUUCGCUGACCAGUGCCAGAUGAUGAGACCCCUCAAGCUGGUUCAGCCCAGGGGGGAAGGUGGUGGCCAAAGUCCAUGUGCAGCAUUGCCCCAGCUCCAAGCAUGGCCCUCAUGGGGGUGCCCUGCUGGACACUGCCCCCUGAGAUCUUUGCCUGUGACUGCCCCUCCAGGGGUGUCAGGAGAUGAGGUUUCCAUCCUGGGGUCUCCUCCCCGAGCUUUAUGCGGGCCGGGCUCUACUCCUGUGGCUGUGGUGGAUUUCCUGCCUUUCUUAGCUUCUCUGGAGGCAGAUAGCUGGGGUGGGGAAGUGGAGUCCCACUGAGGCUUGCCCAGUUCCUCAGGGAGGACAGCGGUAACUGGCGGGAAGGGGCCCGGGGGUAAGAGCACACUGAAAGGUUACCCCACACAUUGUGGGGCUGGUGCCCAGCCCAGAAACCACCUGACCCCAGCUGGCAUCUCCUUCCCCCAAGGCCCAGUCAGGUCUGAGCCCCUCCCUGGAGGCUGGCAGAAAGCCAGGUGCUGCCCUGAGCUCCCACUGGACCCCCACCAGCAAGCAGCCGGCCUCAAGGCCAUAGUGACCAGUGCAGGCCUCAAAGUACUGGCUGGGUGCAAGGGGCAGAUGCGGGCCCCUGGCCUGUAGAGUGGCCUGGGAAGCCGCCACUAACCCACUUGUGCAAGUGCACUGUCCCCCCUCAGGUGGCAUCCAGAGCCAGAGCUGGCGGGGCCCAAGGCUGGCUCCUCUGCUCUCACCUGUGGCUCCCUGAGGCUGACUGGAGGGCCACAGGUCAGCUUCGCACACCUGCCUCCUGCAUCCAUCGGUCCAUGUCUUCCCACCCUGACCUGCCCCAGCCCAGUGGCCACUGCCCCUGCCCCCACAGCCAGGGAUCCUGCCUGACCGGCCCGACCCUGGUCCUAGUACAGAGCGUGCAGAAGGUGCUCAGCUAAUGCUGGCCCGGCCUGGCAGAGGGCAGUGAUGGCUUGCACACCGGAGAGCCAGGACGCAGUGCUGGUUGCUUGGCCUGUCCUGAGCCUGUCCGUGGUGAGUACCAGCUCCCCUCCUGCUGCAGGUGGCUCUGGGCACUCCAUGGCAGCAUGCAGGGCGGGAGCUGCAGUCAUGCCCUGGCAGGUGAGGAGGCUGAGGCCCAGAGAGGCGAAGCCAGCCUCCCACAGGCCCUCCACCAGCCCCGCCCUCCUCGCAGGCUCUUCCCCCACAGGCUGGGGUUCCUCCAGGCCUGGGAGUGGAGUGGGGGUCUAGAAUUUUCAGACUCCCACCAUGUUACAUAGGAACUAAGGAGCAGGAAGCUUGGAAGGGAAAAUCGGAACCAUAGGUCUGAGAAGCCAUAGGUCAGAGUCAGGAUCCAGCCCUGCGACUGGAAGCGAGGGUGGGGUCAGGUGAGAAGGCAGAGAAGGUCAGGGGCGCUGGUGGCUGACCCCUCCCCUGCCUGCGUCUGGGCUCAGGGUGGCAGGCAGGGCAGUGGAUGUCCCCGCUCAGGAGAAAUAGGCGCCCUGGUGGGUGGAUGCUCAGGGCUGCUCGCUGCUGCUCUCUGGACGAGCCUGGGGUCUCGAGGCAGGCUGCGUGGUGACACUGUGGUGCCAGGAGCGCGGUGUGUUCUCAGCGGCAUGUGACGAUCCCGUGUAGCUGCAGCUCUGGCCACCACCUGCAGGCCAGGUCUGCACCAGCAUGCUUGGCAACUGUGGGUUGGUCCUGUCCUGGAGAGGAGUUGGGAGGUGGUGCCGUGGCAGCCCAGGUGACAACUGGAGGUGGGGAGGGGGGCGGCUGGCAGUGCACUUCCUUCUGCAGCGCACGCCCGUCACAGUGCGUGUGUGUGGUCUUCUCAACCGCACACUCUAGAGACCCACGAAGUGGAGUGUCCCCACUCCAUCCCUUCCCUAGCACACUCUGUGGUCCCAGAACUCUGGGCACCUCGGGCUCUUCAGCAUAGCUCCAGGCCUGAGCCAUCUCAUUGACCAGACGAUCGUGGGCAUCGUGUGCUCCUGGGGCCUGGACACAGGGGCCCCGGAUGGACAGUGCCCUUCCAUCCUAACUUCCUGGGGUCCACAAGCUGCCCUGGGCCAUGUGCCUGCCAGCUGCUAAUGUUAACCCUAACUCCCAACCCUCACCUGGCCAGGUCAUGGAAUGCCACCUCUAGGCCACAGGUCCCCACUCCUUGCUUAGCAUGCUUACCCAGCCCUCAGGAGAGGUCCUGUCAGUGUCCCCCAUGGAAUGCACAAAUAAAUGGUCAGAUGCCUUUGUCUGCCCCUCUCUCCACCCGGCCAGCUGGCCUGAGUCCAGUUUCGCCUCUCCAGUCUGAUUUGGUGGGGUCUCCUGGCCUGCGGGGGUCCUGCCUCUUCCACCCCAACCCUUCCAUCUCCAGUUCUUCAUCUCCUCCAGGCGUGACCUGACCUUGGAGUCAACCCAGGUACAGGGUUGGGGUCAAGAAGGUUCCUGGGGCUCCCCUGGGAA
This is a messenger RNA of Sciurus carolinensis (gray squirrel), 4574 nucleotides long. RefSeq names its product Ly6/neurotoxin 1 (gene Lynx1). The transcript has 4 exons. The record is from RefSeq and is a predicted model, not a curated record. Bases 668 to 1018 code for a protein of 116 amino acids. NCBI's taxonomy places the organism in Eukaryota, Metazoa, Chordata, Mammalia, Rodentia, Sciuridae.